CCCAGGCCAGUCAGCCUUCAGGUCCACCGAAUGCUAGAGAAGUAUUGUAUGAAGAUUGAAGUGGGAGUUCUGCCCCGUCCAGCGUGCAUCUUCGUGCAUCUACAGACUCGCUACACCCCGUAUUUCGCCUCCCAUACUACCCUCGUCGACCACACGCCGUGGAACGAUGCUUGGACAACCACUGACAGUGUUGAACCACCGCGUUGUCCAAUGGUAUACAGACGUAAGACGAGACAAAGGAGGGAACAACCGUUCAUUAACUUGCCAAACCCUGCAGUGCCAGACUACAGUGCCUGUCAGGGGGUACGAGACGCCCUGCCAUGUGGACUGGCCUAGUUAUACAGGUCGCACUGACUUGUAUCGGCAGACCACCACCAAUCCGUGCCAUUCGCCAUCCAUCAGUCACCUGCCCUUCCACUUCGCAGCACCAUCCCCCGUCGCUCAGCAUGCCACCAUCUCUCCUCCGCCGCCGCUGUAAAGUACUUAGUUCGAGCCGCAGCACUCCCGACAUGCAUCCCGUCCGCCCGCCUGCAACGACCAUCGUGACCAUGAAGCCCACCAGUCACGCAUGUCAGAAAAAUGCGGAAAUGUGACCACGCUGCGCUCCGCGGAGGGGAAUCCAGUUGUUUCCAGUGGCUAUGGUCGGGGGUUGGCUCACCUUAGAUGGAGCUGUCUGGCUGCAUUUCUAGUUACGCAAAAGGAAGCUCGCAAGAAGUCUCG
Molecule: messenger RNA, 720 nt
Organism: Eremomyces bilateralis CBS 781.70
Lineage: Eukaryota; Fungi; Ascomycota; Dothideomycetes; Eremomycetales; Eremomycetaceae
Exons: 1
Coding region: 321-593 (90 amino acids)
Source: RefSeq, a predicted model, not a curated record